Messenger RNA from Cannabis sativa, 939 nucleotides. RefSeq lists its product as uncharacterized. NCBI's taxonomy places the organism in Eukaryota, Viridiplantae, Streptophyta, Magnoliopsida, Rosales, Cannabaceae. Bases 1 to 939 code for a protein of 312 amino acids. The transcript has a single exon. The record is from RefSeq and is a predicted model, not a curated record.
AUGGCCAAAAAUGAUGCGGUGAUACAAAGUCAAGCUGCCUCUCUUCGAAACCUUAAGUUGCAACUUGGACAUUUGGCUAAUGAAUUAAAAGCUAGGCCGCAAGGUUCUUUGCCUAGCGACACGAAAAAUCCAAGGAAGGAUGGGAAGGAAAAAUGCAAAUCCAUUCAACUAAGGAGUGGCAAGCAUCUGAAAAAUUCUGAGGAGGAAAUAAAGGGUAGUGGGGAGCCCACUUCAAUCCAAAUCGACGAAAAAUUUAGUAACAAAACUGCCCAGGAAAUUGCUAAUACCAGCCCAGUUGAUACAGCAAGGGGUCAGCAACCUGACAGUCAGCAAUCCGCACCAGUAUGUUCUAGUCCUACACCACCCCUUCCAUUUCCUCAAAGAUUUCAGAAACAGCAGCAAGAUGGGCAAUUCAAGAAGUUUUUAGAUGUGUUGAAGCAGCUCCAUAUCAAUAUUCCCUUGGUGGAAGCAUUGGAGCAAAUGCCGAAUUAUGUCAAGUUCUUAAAAGAUAUUUUGACGAAGAAAAGGAGGUUGGAGGAGUUUGAAACUGUAGCUCUCACCGAAGGAUGCAACGCCAUGUUAAAAAGUAAGAUUCCACCGAAGUUGAAGGAUCCUGGUAGUUUUACAAUCCCUUGUUCCAUUGGGGGACGGGAUGUUGGAAGAGCCUUACGUGAUUUAGGUGCAAGCAUCAACCUCAUGCCUAUAUCGAUCUUUAAGAAGUUGGGUAUUGGUGAAGCCUGUCCUACAACUGUUACAUUGCAGCUUGCUGACAGGUCCAUGGCCCAUCCAGAAGGAAAAAUAGAAGAUGUUCUAGUACAGGUUGACAAGUUCAUUUUUCUAGGUGAUUUCAUCAUCCUAGACUAUGAAGCUGAUAGAGAUGUGCCUAUUAUAUUGGGUCGGCCAUUCCUUACUACCGGGAGAACUCUGAUUGAUGUGUAA